Messenger RNA from Solea senegalensis (Senegalese sole), 4093 nucleotides. It is a transcript of the gene enpp1, whose product is annotated as ectonucleotide pyrophosphatase/phosphodiesterase 1. Bases 199 to 2598 code for a protein of 799 amino acids. Gene Ontology annotation, cellular component: cell surface. Gene Ontology annotation, biological process: ATP metabolic process; nucleoside triphosphate catabolic process; inorganic diphosphate transport. Lineage: Eukaryota; Metazoa; Chordata; Actinopteri; Pleuronectiformes; Soleidae. Gene Ontology annotation, molecular function: phosphodiesterase I activity; dinucleotide phosphatase activity; nucleic acid binding. The record is from RefSeq and is a predicted model, not a curated record. The transcript has 23 exons.
UGCGCACACAUCAAUCACACGCUGCUGCUCUGAAAACUUCCAGGGACGUCAAAGAAAACGAGGCGGUGCUUCACUCGUGCAGCACAGGGUCAAAAUCCCACUUAUUCUGCAUUUACGCCUCACUGUGGAAGCUCCUGUCUCCACUCAGGUCCUGCGUGAGGAGUGUUUUCUUUUUUUUUGCGUGGAAUCAGCAGCAGCAUGGAAAUAACCAAGGGGGACGAGAGGUCCCAGGACCAGGGUCUGUCUUCAUUUGGGACUGCAGAGCUGGAGAGUCAGAGAAGAGACACUGAGCGUGGAAAGAAGAAGAAGAAGAAGAGGAUCAUCAUUGGGGUUGUGCUGCUGUGUCUACUGUUGAUCCUUCUGGCUGUGAUGUUUACUAUGGGGACCGCCAGUGGUGGAGAAGAUGGGGAUUUCUGGCUGAAUGUUGUGUCUGACGAAACUCCACAGCUACAGUGUCCACCCGGUUUUUUCCGGCCUCCUCUCAUCCUGGUGUCCUUGGACGGUUUCAGGGCCGAGUAUUUGAAAGAUCACGCCGGCCACCUUCCCAUCAUCAACAAGCUACGAAGUGUUGGAACGACAGCACCGUACAUGAGGCCUGUUUAUCCCACAAAGACCUUUCCAAACCACUACAGCAUUGUGACUGGUCUCUAUCCCGAGUCUCAUGGGAUCGUGGACAACAAGAUGUACGACGUGACGCACAACGCUUUCUUCAGCUUGAAAACCGCCGAGAAGUUCAACGCUAAGUGGUACCAAGGAGAGCCGGUUUGGCUCACCGCCAUGCGCCACAAAGUAAAAACGGCGACCUUUUUCUGGCCGGGUUCGGAUGUAGCCGUCAAUGGCACCUUCCCAACAUUCUACAAAACCUAUGACAAGAGCAUUGAAUUUAUGGAGAGACUGUCACAGCUCUUUGAAUGGCUGAGUUUACCUCAGUCAGAGAGACCCGACUUCUACACUCUGUACCUGGAAGAACCUGACGCGUCAGGACAUCGCUACGGGCCAGGAAGCGAUGAGGUUAUUUCCGCCCUGAAGAACGUGGACUGGAUCUUGGGGAUGCUGAUGGACAAACUGACGAUGAAAAGCCUGCACCACUGUGUCAACUUGAUGAUCGUAUCCGACCACGGCAUGGAGGAGGCGUCCUGUGAAAGAGCAGAGUUUGUGUCGACCUACCAGGAAGACACUGAACGCUUCAAUGUCAUCCAGGGCCCGGCAGCUCGUAUCAGACCCGCCCGCCUCCCAGAGGAUUACUUUUCUUUCGACUAUGAAGGCCUGGUGAAGAAUCUGUCGUGCAGGGCCCCGAACCGGACCAUGAGACCGUACCUUAAAGAAAACCUGCCAAAAAGGUUCCACUUUGCCAACAACAAGCGCAUAGAGAGGGGACAUCUGUACAUGAAGCAGGGAUGGCAGGCAGCACUUAACCGAAAGGAAGUCAAGUACUGCACGGGUGGUUUCCACGGCUCAGAUAAUGUCUUCACCAACAUGCAGGCGAUCUUCAUUGGCUACGGUCCAGGUUUUAAAAGCAACCUUGUCGUUCCACCGUUUGAAAACAUCGAACUGUAUAACCUCAUGUGUGAUCUCCUCAGCAUCCGUCCCGCUCCAAACAACGGGACUCACGGUAGCCUGAACCACCUCCUGAAGGAUCCGGUCCACUUGCCGGUUCACCCCGCGCCGCUCUCCCAUCAAACACCCUGUGAAGCCACUGGUCCUGACCCCACAGAUGACCUGCAGUGCUCGUGCGCGUCACAAACUAAAACUAUGGAGACGGACAUGAACAGACAUCUCAUGACAACAAAUGCCAGCGCCAAAGUCUACUUACGCCGCUUCCACCAUCCGUUCGGGACGCCGCAGGUCGUCCAGCCGGACGUCAGCUUCUGCCUCCUGCACCACUCCGACUACCUCAACGGCUACAGCAGAGACCGCCUCAUGCCCCUCUGGGUGUCGUACACCCUCCAGCCCCUGGCCACAGUCCGACCGCUGAGCCCGGACACGGAGGCGUGUGUUCGUGCCGAUGUUCGAGUCCCACCGUCCGCCAGCCAGCUGUGUUCCCGCUACAAAGACAACGCUGAUCUGUCCUAUGGCCUGCUGCAUCCCCCCAACCUGAAUUUAACCGGACCCGAGUCGGACUCUCUGAUCACGAGCAACAUGGCACCGAUGUUCCCUGCGUUCAAAGGUGUUUGGAGACAUUUCCACGAUGUGCUGCUUCCACAGUAUUCACAACAGCUGAACGGAGUCACCGUCAUGAGUGGGCCCAUAUUCGAUGACAACUUUGACGGAAACGCUGACGCUGUCAAAGCGGUCACAGGGAGCGAGGCUCUCGUCCCGACACAUUUCUUCGUGAUUCUGACCAGCUGCGGGAACUCGACCGCCGGCCCCACUCACUGCGGUGGCCCGCUACGAGCCAAGUCCUUUAUCCUGCCCCACAGACCUGACAACAUGGAGAGCUGUGCUACUGGGACGGACUUGGCGUGGGUGGAGGACUGGUUACACUUUCACACCGCUCGCGUCCGAGACAUCGAGCUGCUGACCGGACUGAGCUUCUAUCACGACAUGAUAUCAGUGGAGGAGACUUUACAGCUCAAGACUUUUCUGCAUAUAGCUUAAUGUUAGAGAGACGUUCCAUAUAAAAACAAGUUUUCAUUUCAAAGGGAAACCACAUUGGUCUGCACAACCGGUCUCUGUCCAUGUGGACACACGGUUGACCUCACCUCCGUGAGAUUAGCAGGUGUCUCACUUAUGAAAGACCAGAUUAAUCCCGACUUCCAUCCAGCCUUUCUUAAUUUGUGUGUGUAAUUUUGUUUUUUGUAGCCAAAGCAGAUUUUAUAAUUACUGAUUUGAAUAUGAUGUGUAUUUUUUUUCAAUUUCUUUUUUUAUAAUGAAUGACUUUUUCCGCUGCUUUGAACCAAAGACGCCGUCACAUCUGCUGUCUGUCUGUCUGUCUGUCUGUCUGUCUGUCUGUCUCAGAUUGGGGAGUGAAUCAAAACAUGGAAGUUGUGUUUACUUCACAGAUGCUUUGAUUCUCCCGCCUGUUCAGGGGGGGAAAACACGGUGACGACAUGGAAACGAGUGUGUGUUGUUCUGCUGUUUGUUGGACACAUCUGGAGACGUGGCUGCAGCAGCUGGAAAAACAGGAGAAAAAGAGAUGUUAUUGUGUUUCCAUGGUUGUUACUGUAUCUUCACUAAACUGCACCAGAGUUGUUUUUAGUGUAAAUGUAAAUGUUUUGUACGGUCAUAGACAAUUAUGAAGUAAUGAUUUUGUGUGUGUGUGUUCUAGUAUUUGUGCCAACAAUUGUAUAAACCCUACGUAGUGAGGACAUUUUGACUGUUCCUCACUUUUUUAAAGGGCUUUUUUUUGGGGGGGUUAAAACCUGGUUUAGUUGUGAUGGUUAGGGUAAGGGACUAGGGAAUGCAUUAGGGUCCCCACUAUGAAUGAAGUACAAAUGUGUGUGUGUUCUUGUAUGGGCAUCUUUGUGAGGACCAAAAAACUUGAUUUCAGGGUUUGGGUUCGGCAUUUAGUUGUGAUUGUUAGGGUAAAGGGCGAGGGAAUGCAUUAUAUGCACAAUUGUGUGUGUGUGUGUGUGUGUCUGCACUUUAUUCAUGGACAGAUUACAUGACAAAUCUUAUCUUCAGGCACAGACAUGUUAAAUGUCCCACCCCUCACCUACACAAAAAGACCCUUUCUUUUUUGUUAUCUUGCACCUUUUGUAUGCAAAAUGCCCACCUUUUUAUGUUGUUGUUGUUUUUUUUUUUUGCAUUUCUUUCAGGUAAUUCUGCAUUUAACGCAGUGGUUGUGUCCAGCAUCUUUGUGGUUGUUUUGUACUGGUCUUGUUGUGCAGGUGAAAUCUGCAGCUGUGUGUAGUUGCAUAAGAAGAGAGAGGAUGUGUGUGCCCACGGUGUCUGUACCGUAAUCUGCCUAUGAUGAUGUGUUCAAACCUGUUAUGUUUGUUUGUCCAUUGUAGUUAAAAGUAUUUGAAAUUACAAGCGAAUAAUGUGUGAUGUGUCAUGAGAAGUGCAAAAGAAAUAGCCAUUUCCAUUGUGUUUACUUUUCUGUAUUGUCAGAAAAACACAAUUUCAUAUAAAAAAAAAACCUCUAUAUUGA